ACACUGAAAUGAAUAUCCUGUUUCUUUUUGAAUUGCAACAUUACAAAUGUUUGCAAAUAAACAUUUAAGGCAAUAUAUUGUUGGACAUUCAGUUGGCUUUAGUUGUUAAUUUCCAUCUAUCAGUGAAGGACUUCAGAAAUAAGAUCUUAUCCUAAUUACGUAAUACAUGUUUAUAUUUGUAUAAGCUGUCAGUUGUUUUAAAAAAGUUAAUAUUCCCUCAACAAGGAAACAUUAAGUUCUAAGAGGUUAUUUGGGUUGUUUUCCUGGGACAUUUUAUGGAAGUUUUUCACCUGUUAACAUUACUAUUGAUAAUCUUUUUCAGAUUAUGAAUAAGUGAUUUGUGCUUUAUUCAUGUUAAUGUUUACUUUGUAAAAUAUGCUUCUUGUAGGACUAUAAAUAGUGGCUGGAAAAAGAACACCGGCAACUUCAGAGCAAAAUGAAGUUCUUUUUAUUGCUUUUAGCCAUUGGGCUCUGCGGGGCUCAGUAUAACCCCCAUACCAAACCUGGACGGACAUCUAUUGUCCAUCUGUUUGAGUGGCGCUGGGUUGACAUUGCUCUUGAAUGUGAGCGAUACUUAGGACCCAAAGGAUUUGGAGGAGUCCAGAUCUCGCCACCCAAUGAAAAUGUUAUUAUUAAUCACCCUUCAAGACCUUGGUGGGAAAGAUACCAACCCAUCAGCUACAACUUAUGUACAAGAUCUGGAAAUGAAGAUGAAUUCAGAGACAUGGUGACUAGAUGUAACAACGUCGGUGUCCACAUCUACGUGGAUGCUGUCAUCAAUCACAUGUGUGGAAAUGGUGUGAGCGCAGGAAGAAGCAGCACUUGCGGAAGCUACUUCAACCCUGGGAGUAGGGAUUUUCCAGCAGUCCCAUUCUCUGGCUGGGACUUUAAUGAUGGGAAAUGUAGAACUGGAAGUGGAGACAUUGAGAACUAUAAUGAUGCUUAUCAGGUUAGAGACUGCCGGCUGGUUGGUCUUCUUGACCUUGCCCUGGAGAAAGAUUAUGUGCGGAACAAGAUUGCCGACUAUCUGAACCAUCUCAUUGACAUUGGGGUAGCAGGAUUCAGAAUUGAUGCUUCUAAGCAUAUGUGGCCUGGAGAUAUGAAGGCCAUUUUGGAUAAAUUGCAUAAUCUGAACACAAAAUGGUUCCCUGAAGGAAGUAGAGCCUUUGUUUACCAGGAGGUGAUUGAUCUGGGUGGUGAGUCAAUUAAAAGCCAUGAGUACUUUGGAAAUGGCCGUGUGACAGAAUUCAAGUAUGGUGCCAAACUGGGCACUGUGCUUCGCAGGUGGGAUGGAGAGAAGAUGGCUUACCUAAGGAACUGGGGAGAAGGUUGGGGUUUCAUGCCUUCUGACAAAGCUCUUGUUUUUGUGGAUAACCAUGACAACCAGCGAGGCCAUGGAGCUGGGGGAGCUUCCAUUCUGACAUUCUGGGACCCUAGGCUGUACAAAAUGGGAGUUGGAUUUAUGCUCGCUCAUCCUUAUGGAUUUACACGGAUCAUGUCAAGCUUCCGUUGGCCAAGAUACUUUGAGAACGGGAGAGACAUUAAUGAUUGGAUUGGGCCACCAAAUGAUAAUGGAGUAAUUAAGGCAGUGACUAUUAACCCAGACACUACUUGUGGCNNNNUUUGGUUCUUAGAAAAUGAUUUACAUCUAUUGGAUAUGUCUAUGUGUUUUGAUUUUCUUCUCACUGAGACGUUGAUUGCUUAACAUUUCACAAUACAAAGUUGUUUGUUGUAAAGAUAGCAUGGAUGUUUGUUUUUCAUGUUAUUGAAUUUAGGUUAAUUUUAAAUUUUGUUUUGCAGGCCUUUGUCUUUAACUUUGCAAACUGGUCUUCCUGCUGGCACAUACUGUGAUAUUAUUUCUGGAGAUAAAAUCGACGGCAAGUGUACAGGACUUAAAAUCUAUGUUUCUGGUGAUGGCAAUGCUUACUUUUCCGUUAGUAACACUGCUGAAGACCCAUUUGUCGCAAUUCACAUUGAAUCUAAAUUGUAAAAUGUGAAUAAAUACAUAU
Condylura cristata (star-nosed mole) is the source of this 2009-nucleotide messenger RNA. Its product is annotated as pancreatic alpha-amylase. The transcript is spliced from 9 exons. Lineage: Eukaryota; Metazoa; Chordata; Mammalia; Eulipotyphla; Talpidae. The record is from RefSeq and is a predicted model, not a curated record. Gene Ontology annotation, biological process: carbohydrate metabolic process. Gene Ontology annotation, molecular function: alpha-amylase activity; cation binding.